Molecule: messenger RNA, 591 nt
Organism: Hyaloperonospora brassicae
Lineage: Eukaryota; Oomycota; Peronosporomycetes; Peronosporales; Peronosporaceae
Source: the annotation of a GenBank genome assembly
AUGCAGGUCCACCCAUUUGUCCUUUUCGCGAUUGUUGUGCCGCUUGUCAGCGCUCUCUCUCCUGCGGCCUCUUUGGGACUCGGUCUGGUGUUACCCGGCGCUCGUGACUUUGAGUCAAGCACUGUCACGGGACUUGGGAGGUUACGUUCAACUGACGAAUUCGUCCGGGAGCAAAACGACGGUCAGGCCGACAGUUUCGUACAGAUCCUUCGCGACAUUUUCAAGCCGCCGAACCCCUACGAAAAGUACUUCAAGCAAACAAACUCCAUCGGUGAAGCCUUCAAUAUGUUGAACCUCGGCUCUCAACCCGUUUACAAGAAAGGCAAGAUCAACAAGAGAGACGUCAUCCGCCUUUUCACGGGUCGACGAUUCAAGGCUUGGUCCAAGCAUGUCAUAAUGAAGAGCGAGCGAAACCCGUACGAUGACAUGUUUGAAUACCUCAACAGUAGGUUCGGUGAUGAGAACUUUGCAAACAUAGUUCAGGUGCUGAUGGAUGCGAGAAAGACACGCAAACUUGGUAUGGAGCUGGGAGAGGCAAUGAGGAUGUACUACCUUGCAAAAAGUAUGACCGGCGGAAAAGUCGUGAUGUGA